UCAGGUACUUACUACUCAGGCUUGAGCUGACUUGUUCCUGGCUGAGUGAGGAGAGGAGCUGCAGUCUCAGAGCCACCUCUACUGGAUUUGGUGCAAGUCAUGGCUUAAGUUCUGCUGAGGGCUGUGUACACUGUCAGGACUGUUCCAGUGCAGAGGAUGGAUAUCACUGACUCAGAUAAACCCAGUUGUCCAUUAGUAGAUAGCAAGAUCCAUACUGAAGUUAAAUCGGACAGACCAAGGGUGAUAUCCAAGAGUGGACACAGCAAUGUGAAGAUCGACAAAGUGGAUGGAGUCUUCUUGCUUUACCUCCAAGACUUAUGGACAACUGUCAUUGACAUGAAAUGGAGGUACAAGCUCACCUUGUUUGCUGCAACGUUCUUCCUGACAUGGUGUUUUUUUGGAGCCAUUUAUUUUUUAAUAGCAUUUGUUCAUGGAGAUGUCCGCAAUGAACCUUCCUCCAACCACACUCCUUGUGUCAUGAAUGUUGACUCCUUCACUGGUGCCUUCUUAUUCUCUCUGGAGUCCCAGACCACCAUUGGCUAUGGGUUCCGAUUUAUUACUGAAGAGUGCCCAUUUGCCAUUUUCUUGCUUGUUGCACAGCUGGUCAUUACAACUUUAAUUGAAAUCUUCAUCACUGGAACUUUCCUGGCCAAAAUUGCCAGGCCCAAGAAACGCGCUGAGACAAUUAAGUUCAGCAACAAGGCAGUUAUUACCAAACAUAAUGGAAAGAUGUGUUUGGUGGUACAGGUAGCAAACAUGAGAAAGAGCCUGCUGAUACAGUGUCAACUUUAUGGGAAGCUCCUUCAUACAUAUGAGACCAAAGAAGGGGAGAAGAUCUUACUCAAGCAAGCCAACAUGAGCUUCAAUGUAGACUCCUCUUCCGAAAGCCCCUUUCUGAUCUUGCCACUAGCGUUUUAUCACAUCCUAGAUGAGCACAGUCCACUAAAGGAUCUGACGGCUGAAAACAUGAAGGCAAAAGAAUUUGAACUUGUUGUCCUUCUCAAUGCCACCGUAGAAUCUACCAGCACAGUCUGCCAGAGCCGAACAUCAUACCUGCCGGAUGAGAUCUUUUGGGGAUAUGAAUUUGUCCCUGUAGUCUCUCUGUCUUCACAAGGGAAAUAUGUUGCAGAUUUCAGCAAUUUUGAUAAGAUCAGGAAAAGCGUGGAAGUACAAAUAACAUAUAUCUCAAAUUUUGAGAAGCAGAGAUUAGAGGAACAAUACAGACAGGAAGAGCUAAAAGAGAGAAAAAAUCAGUCAGUCAUGUCAAUGCAAAGUAAUGUUUGACUAUCACUACAGACAGUAUAUAAUACCAGUGACUAUGUUCCCCUUUUGAAAUGACUUUGGGAAAUAGUUAUGGCUAUUUAUCAAUAAGCUGCACAUUUAGCUGUGCUCCUGUGCUGGUGUCCAGCUGCAAGAUGGUAUAAUUUAUUUUGCACCUGAAACGAUUGAGAAUUCUGUGGCACAUCCACUUUAAGUGGUUCUCCAGCUAAUUUUGUACACUCCCUCAUACCGUCCCUCUAAUGAGAUUCUAAUAAUAACUUAUUUUUAUUGCCAAGUAACCUAUUAUCCAGCAGCGGUCAAACUGUGUACAUACUGUAUCUCUGCUUCCAUCUUGCAUGGUAGAAAAAGUCAUGGAUCCGUAUACUGGAGAAUCCACAAACCCUCCCCGAUAUAUUGUAUUUCAUAUCCUAUAAGAGAGAUCUGUUGUUUGUUUUUGUAAAUUAUGAACCACUUCAAUAUAUAGUAUACAUUGAAAAAACACAUCUCAUAACUAACUACAGUCAAAGCAUUAUAAACUAAUAUUUAGGUUAUUUGUUCAUAAAAAAAGAACCCACAAAACUCUAUAGAUAACAGAAAUGAUUUAGUCAAUAUUAUGAAUGGAAACAAAGGAGUACAACCGAAAAGCAUUCCACUAAGUUUUGUACAACAAGGUUACGUGUAAAUAUAUGUAAAUAUUAUUUGUUGUUUAUGUAUAUAAGUUGUAUUAAACAGUGAAAAUGAUCUACAAGUAUUUGUGAGGAAAUGUAGUAGACAAAAAGAAAUGGGAGAAAAAGACAGAAUUAGUACUAAAAAAACACUUUAAUCUCUAUUUAUGCAAACAUGAUAUGCCAAAUGGUGUUUUAGGCUGCUUAUCCUCUGCCGUUAGGGAAAUGCCAGUCACUACUCUUGCACUUGGGGUCUCAGAGUUAGGGAACAGUAACGGGUCCUCCACUGGCCCCAUUGCAAGUGAUUAUGGCAGGGAGUAUGCAAGAGACUGAAAUACUGCACACACUGCUGACUGCAGGCACAUGUAGGUAUGAGAUCAUCGAAUGUAUAUGUCUCAUCGGUAUAACCACUAACUAACAUGCUGUUCGAGUGUGAAAUACUGUUGGUAAAAGAGGGUUUGGUUCAUGAAACCAGCAGUCAGAAUGCCGUGGGUCAGACGCCAAUCCUGGCAUUCUGACUGCCAACAUCCCUACAGGGGUGAGAGUGGUAGCUAACCCUAACCCUUCCUCCCCACAGCCUAACCCUCCCUUCCUAGAGCCUAACCCUAACCCUCCCCACUUGCGGCCUAACCAUAGCCCUCCCCCUCACAGCCUGACCCUAACCUGCCCCCUGCAGCCUCACCCUAACCUCCCCUCCCCGCAGGCUAACCAUUUACUUCCCCUUCGCAGUCUAACCCUAACCCAUACUUUCCUACUUUUUGGCUGCUCCCUCCGGGCGGGAGCAGCCGAGUAACACAUGACGGGGGCUUGGAGGAGGCGGUACGGGGGCGUGGUGAUGCAAAUGCCUACAUUACCGACAUUGUGAAGCAGUAUCGGAGCUACAAUGAUGGGAUUUAACGCAAAUUGCGUCAUCACCUCGCCCCCUUCUAUUGUGACUGGAUGCCGGUGGUACUGAGCUGGGGGGUGCGGCUGGGGGAGCGGGAGGCCUGCCCACUUCCCCGGGGGGCCAGGAGUGUCACCUGAUUUUCGGGAGCCUCCUGGCCUUUCCAGGAGAGUAGGCAUGUAUGGCCUAACCACCCUUCCCCACAGCCUAACUAUAACUCCUCCCAGCCCCCCGCAGUAUAACCCUAACCUCCCCCAGACACUUAUGUUCAUGAUGCCACCAGCCAGGAUUCCUGCAUCGGCAUUCUGACAAAUGUCGGGAUUCCGGCCCGGUCUACUGACUGCCGGCAUCCCAUACGUCGGGAUGUCAACUACUUCCCGUAAAUGAAUGUAGCAAGACAUAUGGAGGAAGAAGCUGGCAUAGAUGACAGCAAUCCACUAGUACACUUUUGUAAGCAAUUUAGAGCUGGGUUUCCACAUGCUGUGGCUAAUGGGAAACAAAUUUGCACAAAUAUUGUAAAAUGAUUUUGUAGCCUCACUCUGAAUAUAGAUCUUUAGAUGCAAAAGCUGUAUGCCACAGUCACUGGGAAGACAGCCGCGGCGGAAGCCGUAUUUGCUGGCCAUGGAUAGAGGGGCUACUGGGCUUUGAUAGUUUUUCAUUUAAGAUGUUCUGCUGUGAGGCUAUACGUGACUGACAUGAAUGAAUGAAUGAGUGAUUCAACUAUUUCUACACUAGUUCAAAAGCUUUACAGAGGGUGAAUAUGAUAAAUACUGAGCUCAAACAAUUUUAGAAAUUACUGCGAUUAAGAAAAUAUUUUCUGAUUAAUGUGUUUAAUCAUCUACUCAAGAAAAUAAAAUCACUCCCGUAAGAAGGAAAGUAUAUAACUCUUAUAAGGCUUCAGAAAAUGGCAAACAUGAUCAUCAAAAAUACACAUUAUAGAAAAAUACAAAUGUGGUCAACGCAUAAGUGGUCGACACAUAUUUUGGGGGGUUUUAACAUGUUUUCCAACAUUUGCUUGAUUUACUAUCCAUGUGGAAUCUUGUCUACAGCAUGGCGAGCAGCUACGGUUGUACUGAGGGUGGUCACAGAACAUGAAAUAUACAAGAUGUAGCCAAAAAGUACCCUAAAAACAUGCGUUGACCGUUUUUAUGUCGACGAUUGUCAUGUUGACCUUUUGGCCCUGUCAACCUUAUGGUUGGCCUUAACCACUGUUGACCUUUCGUUUGUCGUCCUUCGUACCUAUUGACCUUUUAUACCUGUCGACCUAGAGUAUGUCGAUCAUAUGGGGUCAACCUAUUGAUUGUCUACGUAGACAGUCUAGAUCAGGAAUGGGGAACCUUCAGCCCUCCAGCUGUUGUU
Pseudophryne corroboree (corroboree frog) is the source of this 4167-nucleotide messenger RNA. It is a transcript of the gene KCNJ15, whose product is annotated as potassium inwardly rectifying channel subfamily J member 15. The transcript has 2 exons. The record is from RefSeq and is a predicted model, not a curated record. The coding region runs from base 157 to 1284 and encodes 375 amino acids. Gene Ontology annotation, biological process: potassium ion import across plasma membrane; regulation of monoatomic ion transmembrane transport. Gene Ontology annotation, cellular component: plasma membrane. Gene Ontology annotation, molecular function: inward rectifier potassium channel activity. NCBI's taxonomy places the organism in Eukaryota, Metazoa, Chordata, Amphibia, Anura, Myobatrachidae.